AGGGAAUCGUCAAGGAUCACAUGUCUCGCGCCGGAUACGAGAGCAACGAACGAACGAACGAACGAAAGAACAAGUCGGGCGAGAGAAACGGAGGCAAACGGAGACGGGGGAGGGUGGGCCGAACGGGAGUCGGUGCGGGCUUAGGAAGGACGAGGGGACGAGAGAGAGAGCGAGGAAGCGAGCGAAAAGGGCGGAGGGGCCGUGGAGGGAAGGACGGAGAGACAGAGAGAGAGAGAGAGAGAGAGAAAAAGAGGAGGGCGACCCGAAGGAAAAAGCGUGCUAGGGAGCGAGAGAAGGACCGUGUGAGAGACAGGCGGAAGAGAGGGACAGAGAGAGUGAGAGAGAGAGAGAGAGAGAAGAGCAAAGUUUCGCGGACGUAGUCGAGGACGAGGCGAACGAGGACGAGGAACGCGACGACUGUGAGAGCAGAGACGUAGGACAGAUCCUUUUUCCACCGCCGUGGCAGAGAGAAAGAGGAGGAUCGAGAGAGAGAGAGAGAGAGAGAGAGAGAAGGGGAGAGGAGAGACAGAGAGGGAGCAGGGAGCGAGAGGAGGAUACGCUCCCCUACUUCUCUAGGGGUUCCAUUGUAAUAUUUAUUGAUUGGAUUCCUAGGAGCCAAAGCCGAGGGCUGUGGCACCUAUACUUCUAGACUAGAUUGCCUAGAAAUGUUUCCGUGUGAAACGCGGCGACGAGCAACCCCGUUUUUCCGUUCCUCCACCCGUUUCCUUCUCCCGUUUCCUAUCCCGUUUCCACCGAGAGGAGGAAACGUUCCACUGACCUUGGUCGAAAUAAUUCACGGUAAAUAGCCGUGAGCGGGAAUGCACCUCCACCAGUUACGAAAUAAAUCCCACCUGUGAAAAGGACGCGCGCCCCGAUUGUUAAUUUUCACCUCUGACAAACAAAAA
Apis mellifera (honey bee) is the source of this 905-nucleotide messenger RNA. Its product is annotated as U1 small nuclear ribonucleoprotein 70 kDa-like. NCBI's taxonomy places the organism in Eukaryota, Metazoa, Arthropoda, Insecta, Hymenoptera, Apidae. Bases 21 to 380 code for a protein of 119 amino acids. The transcript has 2 exons. The record is from RefSeq and is a predicted model, not a curated record.